Messenger RNA from Saccharomyces kudriavzevii IFO 1802, 1518 nucleotides. RefSeq names its product Nsi1p (gene NSI1). NCBI's taxonomy places the organism in Eukaryota, Fungi, Ascomycota, Saccharomycetes, Saccharomycetales, Saccharomycetaceae. Gene Ontology annotation, cellular component: nucleus. Bases 1 to 1518 code for a protein of 505 amino acids. The record is from RefSeq and is a predicted model, not a curated record. Gene Ontology annotation, biological process: regulation of DNA-templated transcription. Gene Ontology annotation, molecular function: transcription cis-regulatory region binding; DNA-binding transcription factor activity. The transcript has a single exon.
AUGGAUAGCGCGUUAAGUUCAGCCGUUACAAAUUUCCAGAACCAUAAAGAUUCUAAGGAAUCUGUAGAAGAGGCAGUACUGAAAUACGUUGGGGUUGACAUAAAAGAUCAUGGCAAAAAGAUUAAGAAGAAAUCUAAAAAGCAUGAUAAGAAAAAAAAACACGAUUCGAAAAUGUCCCAUGGGGAUAAGGACACGACUAUAGAUUUGUAUUUGAAAACAUCUGAUGUGAACAAUUCACGCAAAUUGGAUGAUAUUGGAUCAGGCUCCGUUGCUAUGGCCGCAAUUGCUGCUGCAUAUAACAGUCCGGCAAAGGAGAAGCACAAGAGAAGUCAUCAUAAAGGGACUUCCAAUGGUAAGUCAGAGAGAAGGAAAUACCACAAAUCGAAAAAAUCCAAAGAGAGGAAGGCAAAGAUAAAAAUGGUCCUGGAUCCAGAGUUAACAACACUAGACGAUGCCAUGACAGCACCAUCCUCGUUCUCACCCGAUGACCUCAUUGCUGAAACAGCUUUUGAUAAAUAUGUUGAUGCUGAAAAAACAUACUUGGUUAAACACCCAAAUCAACUGGCACAAGUUGACGAAAAUACUGAAGAAAAGGAUGUCAAUAAUAACAAUAUCACUUUUUCGAGAAUAUACACCGAGUUGGGUGAAAUUCCUAACGAUGGCAGCUACAUCAAGCGAACGGCAAAGCUGCCCAAAAAAUAUGCCAAUUUAGAGGUGUCACAACCGAGGCUGGAUCAGGAGAGAGAGGGUAUUGAAUUACUGCGAUCAGAUGUUGUUAAGGCGUCCGUAGUUGACGGUGCUAUCACAAAAUCUGUUGGGAGGAAAUUUAGUCUCAACGAGGAGAACGCUUUGGAUCAAUUUAUUGAAAAAUACAUGCAAAUAAGAAACUUAGAUAGACGCCAAAUGUGUGAGAGAAUUUGGUCUACUGACGGUGUCAUAAGAGAUGGAUUUUGGGCAAAUAUUAGCAAAGUUUUGUCUUAUAGAACCAGGUCUUCAAUUUAUAAGCAUAUAAGAAGAAAAUAUCAUAUUUUCGAGCAGCGUGGGAAGUGGACGCCAGAGGAAGAUCAAGAACUUGCGAGACUAUGUAUGGAAAAGGAAGGUCAUUGGACUGAGGUAGGGAAAUUUCUUGGCAGAAUGCCCGAAGAUUGCAGAGAUCGUUGGAGAAACUAUAUGAAAUGUGGUUCAAAAAGGGGCUCCAAAAGGUGGUCAAAGGAAGAAGAAGAAUUACUUACCACGGUAGUAAACGAAAUGAUUGAAGAAGCGCACAGCUAUCAAAGAAUGAAAGAAAUAGAGGCUGCUGAUAAAGAUGAUGAAUACAAUCAAAUGUAUACCAGGGGCCCGAAGGGAAAGAAGAUUAGCGAUAAUCCUACCUUUAAGGAUAUGAUUAAUUGGACUGUGGUCAGUGAACGCAUGAGUGGAACAAGAUCCCGUAUACAGUGCCGCUAUAAAUGGAACAAAUUGGUGACUGAUGAGGCGGCUAAAAGCGUGUUGAGUAUUCCCUUCUCUGAAAAAAAAUGA